Pseudozyma flocculosa PF-1 is the source of this 594-nucleotide messenger RNA. RefSeq lists its product as uncharacterized. The record is from RefSeq and is a predicted model, not a curated record. NCBI's taxonomy places the organism in Eukaryota, Fungi, Basidiomycota, Ustilaginomycetes, Ustilaginales, Ustilaginaceae. Gene Ontology annotation, molecular function: carbon-nitrogen ligase activity, with glutamine as amido-N-donor. The transcript is spliced from 3 exons. Gene Ontology annotation, cellular component: mitochondrion. The coding region runs from base 1 to 594 and encodes 197 amino acids.
AUGCUCGCUCAUCGUUUUGGCUUCCGUGCGGCUCGGCAAGCUGCCGUCGUGCCCGCUCUAGGUGCCAGCAGGUCGUUUGGAGCCUCGGCCUGUAGGCGGGACGCUACCGGUGCGCCAAAGAAUGACGGCGAUGCUGCGCUGCUGGCGAGCAUCAAGGCUGGGCUCAAGGACGCCAUGCGAUCCAAGGACAGCGUCACAUCCACCGUCCUGCGGUCUGUGCUGUCCGACCACCAGUACACGACCCUCUCGACGUCGCCCACCUCGCUCUCGUCCAUCCUCCAAAAGGGAAUCUCGAAGCGCACCGAGGCAGCGACCCAAUUCCGAUCCGCCAGCCGCGCCGACCUGGCAGAGCAGGAGGAGCGCGAGGCCGAGAUCCUCGCCAAGUUCCUGCCCCAGCAGCUCUCGCUCGACGAGGUCGAGGCCGCCGUCCGCACCGCCCUCGACAAGCUCAAGCACGAGGGCAAAGUCGACCUUGCCAACGCCAAAAAGGCCCUGGGCUCCCUCAUCAAGGAGACAAACGCCAGCGUCGACAAGAGCCGCACCAGCGGAAAGGUCGUCAGCGAGGUCUGCUCAAAGGUCCUCGCCUCGUUGUAG